AGAGCUGUCCUGCCUUGUAUGCAAUUGUGUAGAUGCGACAAUUGCCGGGUAGGCAAAAAUCCAUUUGAGCGCAGACAGCCCAGACUACAGUCUCUACGUCGAAAGUCUUAGAUUGCGUUAGUGUUCUCUCUCGCAAACGUUUUAGCCACACGUGUAAUUUAUCAGAGGGCGACACUGCGAUUUUGGAGCUUGAAUGCGCUGCUCCCAACCAAUAUGAUUAUCUAACAUUAUGAAUGGAAAUUACACAGUAACUACAUAUCUUCUGUAAGGGUGUGGACCAGUGCCAUGAGUGGGAUACUGAAGAGGAAGUUUGAGGAGGUGGAGGUGGAGGUGGAGGUGGAGCCGGCCCCCGCUGCUGCCCCGGCCUCCCCGUGCACAUCUCCACCCCACAGUGCUGCCACCACCACCGCCAGCGCCCCCGAGGGGGACGAGGCGUCCAGCGGCGAGAGCGGCAACAGCAGGGACAGCCUCAGCCCCACUGCCCCCCGCCUCUCCCCCUCCUCCAUCCUGAAGCGGGAGAAGCGCAUGCGCGUGCGGCGGGUGCACUUCGAGACGGUGACGGUGUACUACUUCAGCCGGCGCCAGGGCUUCACCAGCGUGCCCAGCCAGGGGGGCAGUACGCUGGGCAUGUCCAGCAGGCACAGCUGCGUGCGGCAGUACACGCUGGGCGAGUUCGCCCGCGAGCAGGAGCGCAUCCACCGAGACAUGCUGCGCGACCACCUCAAGGAGGAGAAGCUCAACUCACUCAAGAUGAGGCUGACCAAGAACGGCGCCAUAGAGUCAGAGGAGGCCGACACGCUGACCCUGGACGACAUCUCGGAGGACGAGCUGGACCUGGACAACACAGAGGUGGACGAGUACUUCUUCCUGCAGCCGCUGACCACCAGGAAGCGCCGCGCGCUGCUGCGCUCCUCGGGCGUGCGCAAGCUGGACGUGGAGGAGAAGCACGAGCUGCGCGCCAUCCGCAUCUCUCGCGAGGACUGCGGCUGUGACUGCAGGGUCUUCUGCGACCCGGAGACCUGCGCCUGCAGCAUGGCGGGCAUCAAGUGCCAGGUGGACCGCAUGUCCUUCCCGUGCGGCUGCUCCAAGGAGGGCUGCAGCAACUCCACCGGCCGCAUCGAGUUCAACCCCAUCCGUGUGCGCACCCACUUCCUGCACACCAUCAUGAAGCUGGAGCUGGAGAAGAGCCGCGAACAACAACAACAGGCAGUCGCCCAGCAACAGCAGCAGGUCGCCACAGGCAACGGUUUCCACGGAGACGGCACCAAUGGACACUGUGGUGGCGGGCCGCUAGCCCAGACCCCACAGGCGUCUCCUCACGGCCUGGAGUUCUCCCUGCCCGACUCGGUCCAGCAGACGGCCAUCAUGCACCUGCAGACGGCCGAGGAGAUGGACGAAGGGCUGGAGGAGGAUGACGAAGAAGAGGAGGAGGACGAGGAAGACGAGGAGGACGAGGAAGACGAUGAGGAGGAAGAGAACGAGGAAGAUGAGGAGGAUGACGAAGAGUCGGAGGAGAACAGCAGUUUGUGCAGCGGGCUGUCGGACUCCAGCACUCAGAGCCUGGCUGCCAGUGACUCGGAGGACGAAGAGGACGAUGAUGAAGAUGAGGAGGAGGAAGAGGAGGAGGAAGAGGAGGUGGAGGAGGAGAAUCAGGAGAACUUCCCACGCAGGCUGAUCAAUGGCAACACGACCAAUCCUCCCACCACCACCACCUCCGCUACCAUCUCCAGCUCUGCCACCACCAAUAACACCACCGCCACUACUACUACCACCCUCAAUUCCAACAUCAGCAAUGGUAAUGAUAGUUAUGACGCUAGUGUUGACACUAACUGCAACCCCUCUGCUCCUGGGACGAACCCAGAGUCUCUGUGCUACACCAAUGGCGUAGGAGGAGCACAGGACUGUCACACCAAUGGCAACGGCGUCUUCAUGGGUCCCCCUCCAGAGUACUACCAGCUGAAGAACGCUACCACGACAACCACAGCUCCAGCCAAUCAGGAGACAUUCCAAGAAACUUCACAAGUGUUCCACGAUAGGAAUGGAGCCAUGAUCACCAAUGGCAACGGGGUGGUGGUUCCACAGGUGGGUCCAUUUGGCCUGGCUCCUGUGCAGCAGUACACAGACUACAUGCAGCAGUCAACAGACGACCAGUUCUCCUCCACAAAUAACAACACCUGCCACUACACCAUGCUGACCAAUGGUACGCCUUCGUCUCCUUCUCCUUCUUCUUCUUCUCCUGUCAUUUCCUGCCUCACCUCAGAGCAGGACAAAGCCGCCCUGCCUGCCAAACUGGGGUUUGCAGAGCAGCCAGGACAGAACAGUCUCAUGCAGAUUGAGUUCCAGAACUACCUGAACAAUAAUAAUGGACAUGAGCACUAUGCCACCAAUGGCAACUGCUUUGGGCCAGAGGCGUUGGGUGCUGAGGGGGUACACAGUAUGCCCGAGGUACCGGUGCUGGUUCCAGACCCCACCAAGGGGCCUCCGCUCCUGGAGAGCCUGCAGGAGGUCACUCCUGUCUAGGGGGAUGGAGCUGUGGAUCAGCCCUGGAGCUCCAUGCUGGAACUGCCCUGAUGGACUUUUCACUUCAUAGGGAUGUCAAGACAUUGAUGAUGAACGUUCGUUUCCACUUGUUCAACAAGUAACGAGCAAAUAACUUGCACAUUGGUAUUUUGGGGUUGAAACACUUUUUCUUGCCCGUGUUAUGUGAUGGGUGAGGGAGUGGGUCUUUAAAUAUGGAAAUGGAUGGACUUUUUUUCAAUGACCCACUAAGACAUGACAUAUGACAUGAAAGUGGUGAAGGAAAAAAAAUGUAAGCUUUAGGCCUGUGCAAUGUAACUUGUAAUUUCAGAAGUAAAAGUUCUAGUUUUCGGCUAAUAUUGUGGGUAGAACUUUUCUAUGUCUGUGUCAACCGUGCAAAAAAAAGAAGAAAAAAAGAUUGUCGCAGUUUUAAAAAAAAGUCUGAAA
Molecule: messenger RNA, 2964 nt
Organism: Engraulis encrasicolus (European anchovy)
Lineage: Eukaryota; Metazoa; Chordata; Actinopteri; Clupeiformes; Engraulidae
Gene: csrnp3
Product: cysteine-serine-rich nuclear protein 3
Exons: 6
Coding region: 286-2520 (744 amino acids)
Biological process (GO): regulation of transcription by RNA polymerase II
Cellular component (GO): nucleus
Molecular function (GO): sequence-specific DNA binding; DNA-binding transcription factor activity, RNA polymerase II-specific
Source: RefSeq, a predicted model, not a curated record